Messenger RNA from Megalopta genalis, 2801 nucleotides. RefSeq names its product DNA polymerase interacting tpr containing protein of 47kD (gene Dpit47). Gene Ontology annotation, molecular function: Hsp90 protein binding; Hsp70 protein binding. Gene Ontology annotation, cellular component: nucleus; cytosol. The record is from RefSeq and is a predicted model, not a curated record. Lineage: Eukaryota; Metazoa; Arthropoda; Insecta; Hymenoptera; Halictidae. Gene Ontology annotation, biological process: protein folding.
UGAAAAAAGGAAAUAGAGUCGCGUGUCGGCGCACGAUGACAACGCUCGCGAACGUUGUUUCUUUUUUUCCGCACGGGCAAAGUGUCGAGGGUGCGUCUAGCGAUACAGACGUAGUGGCAUCGAUAGAUAAUCUCGGUUAACGGAGAAGGAGCGACCACAAAUGUACACAAUCGCGCAGUUUUGUAAAGCACAGCUGUACGAAACGACAGUGUUCACUGAACAUAUAAUACGAAUAGGUCCGAGCGUACUCACCGAUCGACGUGUUCGUUAAUCAAGAGGGGUAGAAUCCAAAAAGGUAAGACGAACAACCAGUUAUAUCCAGAGUAGACGACGUUCCGUUGACCGGCACACUACGUACGAUACACGCUACUCGACAAUGGCUGUUGUGGCACACAUUUAAGUACACUGAUGCACUAGUUGAUGUACACGCACUCUUCCUCGCCUUGCGAGGGUUAUAGAAGCCACGAUUCCUUUCGACGGCGGAGCGGCAGUUCAACACGCGCGAAUCUAAAUUUUUUCACUGAUCGUAGCCGGCCGAUAAAACGUCCCGUAAUUCUGAAUCGUCUCGAUCAAACAACCCGAAUACCGCCUCCACCGUUAUCCUAGGCCCACGGUAGCCAUUACACUCGUCGCCGCGACGAGAGAGCGUGUUUUCCUUUUUUCCAAGGGGACCAGCAACUCGCCCGCUACGAGGCCGUGGAAGCGACUGUUCUCGGGAGAUUCGCGGUGCGGUCUCAUCGACCAAUCGUGGACCAGCUUUCACCGAGCGCCAUCUUGCCUAGCCGACGCACAAAGGGGCCAAAACCCGAAUGUUUGCGUAAACGUCCGAACCUUAGCCACCCCUACCCGAUCGACGUAUCCUCCUCUGGCUUUUCUCAUCCCUAAGUUUCAAUACAGAUUUUAUUGUAGGAUUACCCCCGUACCCUAUUUUUUUUUCCACCACGUACGGACUAAUUCGGAAUUAGAUAUUUCCUGUUGAACGGUCAAUUUUUACUGUUCCAAUACUGUUUUAUAUUUUUUUGCAGAUGAAAACAGCGGAUUUGAAUUGUUAAUAAUUGUAUCGCGAUAUAUUGUAUAGCAAAAUUUUCGAAUAUAUUCCGUUUGUAAUUAAUUCGGCGUUAACUUACGUUUUGGGUUUGUUUUUUUAAAUUAUUACAUUCACGGAUUUUGAAUUUACACGAAAUUAGUUGUUAUUUUGGAAAAAUUUAUGAUUUGUUGUUGCGAGGGAUAUCACGAAUAUAUUUAUUAUUUUUGAAUGAACUUUCUAACCAUAUCUCGUAGUUAGAUGCUUUUUGAUAUUGAGAUUAAGCGGUAACAUUGUUUCGAGAGAAUUGUUAAUAAUUUAUUUAAUAAAUGCAAUAAUCAUUUGAAGUUCUUUACGACAAUACAAAUAACGCCAUCGCUAGGAUGAUGACAGAAAUAUACUCUGCCGGUAAAGAAAAGAACGCGUGUUUUGUUUCACGUGAAACUUUUGAGGUUAUGGUAUGUAAGACGAGUUACAUUUAAUACUGUCCCUUUAAAUAUUAUAUAGUUUUUAAAGUGGUGCAACGUCGAUUGAGAUUAGAAAAUCGUGUGACAAUGGAAGAGAAAAACGAGAAAGGACGAAAAACUUGGACCGACGAGGAGCGAUUAGAACUGGCUGCAAAAUUGGAUGCCGAAUUAGAUGAGUAUAUAAGUAAUUUGGAGAAGAAAAGUUAUACAGAAGGAUGGCCAGAAGACCGGUGGGAAGAAGAAAUGGAGAAACAUCCCUUCUUCAUGAAAGAAUCACCAAAACCUGGCGAUGAGCUCUCACCUUUAAUGGAAGGGUUACAACAGCUGAAGUAUGGCGAAGAUGAAAAUACACCAGAGGAAUUAGCGAACAAUUAUAAAGAGGAUGGAAAUUUCAAUUAUAAAUAUAAGAAAUAUCGAUUAGCUAUAUUAAGCUACACCGAGGGUAUAAGGACUAAAUGUAAAGAUAAUGACUUAAUGGCUCAACUCUAUAAUAAUAGAGCUGCUUCGCAUUUUAUGUUGAAGAAUUAUCGGUCGAGCCUGAAUGACUCAAAACAUGCUUUAAAGUUGAAACCAAAUUAUCCAAAGGUACUGAAUAGGGCUGCUACAUGUUGUUUUCAUGUUAAAGACUACGACCAAUGUAUUCAACUGUGUGACCAAUUUCUUGAUCAUUCUCCAACUGACAAAAAAAUGUUGAGUUUGAAAGCGGAAGCAGUUACUGCAAGGGAAUGCUUAAAAAGAGAUAAAAGAAAACAAGAAAGAUUAGAAAAGAAAUUAGAUAAAGAAGAAGAGGAAUUAAUUAAUAUAAUCAAGAAUAAAGGCAUAAACUUGGAAUUGGUCGAUCAGCGGAAGAAACCAGAUCUAAAAGAUUUAGAGCCUCAAAUUCCACAAAUUGCUCAGAGCAGAGUUCAUUUGGACGCAGAAAAUAAACUUGUUUGGCCAGUAAUGAUACUGUAUCCAGAGACGCAUCAAACAGAUUUCAUACAAAAUUUUCACGAAGAGACAUUGCUAAUAGAACAAUUAGAGCAACUAUUUAGUGAGCCACCAGAGUGGGAUACAGAAAAACGUUAUACCCUUCAAAACAUAAAUGUUUAUUUCGAAGGAAAAGAUAAAUGUUCUGUACAUAAAGUAAACACUCAUCAUCCUUUGGGAAAAAUAUUACAAAAUGAACGAUUUAUCGUACGUGGAGGAACUCCAGCAUUUCUAAUACUAGUUAGGUCUAGCGAAGCUGAGAAACGAUUUUUAGCUAAUUACUAAACAAUUCUGUACAUAAUUUGUAAAUAAAUUCCGAAUAAAUUUUUUAUUUGUCUCUA